Hyposmocoma kahamanoa is the source of this 2265-nucleotide messenger RNA. It is a transcript of the gene Ccdc85, whose product is annotated as coiled-coil domain-containing protein 85C-A. The record is from RefSeq and is a predicted model, not a curated record. Lineage: Eukaryota; Metazoa; Arthropoda; Insecta; Lepidoptera; Cosmopterigidae. Bases 384 to 1604 code for a protein of 406 amino acids. The transcript has a single exon.
UCAGAGCCACGCGCCCCGCGCGCGCCCGCGUCGCAAACCUCGCUCCACACGUCUCGUCGUGACCGCUAUAGUAAUUUACUUUGUGAAAACAACAACAACGUCACUAUUAAACCACUACAAAAAUUACCGACCACCUUACUGUUUCGGAAGUGACCACUGUGCCGUAGUAGUAAACAAAAUCACGAUCGAGAUAAUUGCGCGAAUGCCACGGUCCUCAGCCUACGCAGCCGGCGCGUCCCCUCCUUCGUUCAUUCAAGGACCAAUCGUUGAACUCAUGCUUCAGCUUUCGCGCGCACGCAGCUUCGCUGAUUUGGAAAUAUGCCCCAAAACAUCGUACCGAUGCCUCGAAUGAGCUGAUAAUCUACCGUGAAUCGAUUGCGACAAUGUCAAUCAAUCAGAACGCCGCAGGCCAAUUUAGUAAACAGAAAUCACAACUAGGCAAACAGGGCCCGGAACCGGUCAACUUUCCACCGCGUUAUCACCCGCCUCCGCCGGCUACAGGUGGCCCCAAACUAGCCACUGCAGACGCGACCGCGAAGGAGUUUAAACCUCCGUUCGCCGGCAAACCGAUCGAUCCCAGCAAAUCACAAUAUCCUCUAGGCAUUCACGGUGGGCCUGGACCCUAUCCUAGUGGCUCUGUGCCAUACACAGUCAAGUAUCCUCAAGGGUAUCCCGUCGGAUAUCAGCUACCACAGGGAGCUAUCCGUGUCCUACGACCUCCCGGGGAGGUAAUUACUAAAGCGAUUGUCCACGAACCCGUGGAGCCUACGGCUCGAGCGAGAAGUGCCGACGACACACAACGAGUGCAACGAAAUCUUGAAGAGGAGCAAAUACACAGAAGGUCAGCUGAUAUGCUUAAGUUCACAAAACGUGUCGAACCCGACGGGCCACGUGCUUCGAACGAUCAGAGAAGACAAAUUCAGUCACUGCUAGAUGAAAUAAAGGCCUUGAAGGAAGCAAAUCGUCGAUUAAGUGAAGAUAAUCAGGAACUUCGCGACUUAUGCUGUUUUCUCGACGAUGACCGACAAAAAGGUCGGAAACUUGCACGCGAGUGGCAACGUUUCGGAAGAUAUACGGCUUCGGUGAUGCGGCAGGAAGUCUCCGCUUAUCAAAGCAAACUUAGAGAGUUGGAUGAUAAGCAACAGGAAUUGAUUCGUGAUAAUUUGGAGUUGAAAGAAUUGUGCUUAUACUUGGACGAAGAGAGAGAACGUAGCACGUGUGUUAACUGUGGCCGUACUGCAGGGAGAGAGAGGGAUGAUGGGGACGGAAGUAGUAGCGGCACUAAUGUAGAUGAAGGGCCGCGUGCGCCUGCGGUGCCCAUUACGCAUCCGCAACUGGGUGAACGUACUGUACAAUAUGUACGAGAUUUGGAGCAGAAGGUUCGAAGACUGGAAGCAGAGAAAGGAGUAGGCAGUGCACUCACUGAGCGUCCGGAGGCUGUAGUGCGAGCGCUGCAGGUUUUAGAAGUGAGGGAGAGAGUAGAACGCGAGCGUAGGAGGCCUGCCCCAGAUUUGGACACAGGGGAGCAGGCGCUUGUGAGGGAGAUGUGCAACGUGGUGUGGGGUAAACUAGAAGAUGCUCCACCGCAAGCGCCACCGCGUUAGACGUGAUAAAAUCACGAGAGAAUUGUAAGAACUCGUGGAAUUGCUAAAUGUGAAAUAAGUGGAAAUUUGUUCAAAAAGGUUUUGAUUGCAAUCCGAGUUCGAGGCCGCCGUAGCGAGCGCAGAACCUCGUGACCUACAACUCGGAAUUAAGCUGACCUUGUUUAUAAAUCGAAUCUAACUGAACUUUGGGUUACUCAUUCAUAAAGACGCUUUUAACUAUGUGAUCUUGCCGUGAAGUGUUACAACAUCAAAGUGAAAAAACGAAACCGUAAAGUACAAAAACUUAGAAGUUAACUUAAGAUGUAGAGUUAAGUUUCAGUUUUUCUGUGCCUGAAAUGCGAAGCUGUAAUGUUGUGCAAAAUUUAUUUAUUUGAGGAAUUAUGUUACUUCGAAAAAGUUAUUUAGUGGAGAGGAAAAAUAUAAAUGUUGUAAUGAGGCUAUUGUGGAAAUUCCCUUGAUAUUUAAAUGAUCUUAUAAGUUAUUAUUCUGGAUGUCUUAUGAAGUGAAAAAUAAUUCUUUGUCGAGCUGGAAUGUUAAUGUUUGCAAAAAAAUCCUUUUCAAAACAAUAUAACUUUAAAAUGACUACACAAAUAUAUUUAAUUACGUUAUUCAUAGAAAAUGUUAUACAAUUUCCUAGUCAGCUAUUUUUCUGAAUAAGCAC